AUGAAUACAAAACAGUCUAAGUAUCGCAAAAUUGUGGCUUCAUUCCUUUUGGCUGUUAUAUGCCUAUUGCCCUUUUUCGAAAAAAAAAACAAUGGAAAUAUAAAAAAAAUUGGCAUCAUACAAAUAAAUUCUCGGAUUUUAUCAUCAAUGAGUAAUGAAAAACCAUAUAAUAUUCUAAGAUCGUUUUUUUCAAAUGAUAUGGAAUUUAAUGACCUUGUAGAUAGAUGGGUUGAAUUUGAAAAAUCAGUUUAUCAUUAUUGGGGAUACAUGGAGGAUUGUAAAUAUAAUGAUUGGUAUACAACAUUAUAUGAGGCAUUGAAGAAAGUCCAAAAAGAGGUAAAUGAUCCGAUGAAAUAUAGUAAAUCCUUAUGUGAUUGGCAUGAUUUAGUUAAGAAAAUCUCACAAAAAAAACACGAAAUAAAAAGAAAAGAUGAUCAAUUAUUAAAAAAGAUAAUGAACAAAUUAAAGAAAAAGGUACUCAAUAAACAAGUUAUAAAUUGGGAAAAUGAUGUAGAAGGAAUAUGGGAAAAGGUACUUAAAGGCAAAUUAAAUAACAAUACUAAACUUACUAAAGUGGUUCGCGACGAAUGCCAAAAUUGGGUUACGACUCAAUUAAUGGCUUAA
This is a messenger RNA of Plasmodium berghei ANKA, 624 nucleotides long. Its product is annotated as Plasmodium exported protein, unknown function. The coding region runs from base 1 to 624 and encodes 207 amino acids. Lineage: Eukaryota; Apicomplexa; Aconoidasida; Haemosporida; Plasmodiidae. The record is from RefSeq and is a predicted model, not a curated record. The transcript is spliced from 2 exons.